AUGUUUUGCUUUAUUAUUAUCCCUGCAGUGAAAUUAGGACCCAAAUUAACAGAAACUUUGAAAGGGAAGCUGAGGCUAGGGGCAAGAAUCCUUCGGGUAGGCGGACUGGAAAAAAUUUUCAAGCUAAACUUCAAUGUUAGCAAUGGCGAAAAGCAUAUAACGGCUUCUCAAUGCUAUUUAUCGACCACAGCUGGGCCGAUAGCAGGCCAUCUGUUGAAAUCAACUGAUAAAAUUGCCUUCUACAGUGAGAGAUCAAUUAAACUCUCUUCUCCAACUAGAAAACUGCUUAAAAUACAUUAUAAGGUCAUGAUCCCUGCAAGGAGAAUAAAGAGAGCCAAAGAAAGUGAAAAUGCAAAAAAACCAAGGCAAAAGUAUGUGCAGAUAGUUACCGACGACAAGUUCGAGUUCUGGUUCAUGGGAUUUCUAAAUCAUCAAAAAGCAUUCAAGUAUCUGCAGCAGGCAACCUCUCAAACUCCAUCAAUCAAGCACAGAAAAGAACACUCUAAAAGAAAAGGUUGUUUCUUCUUGGUUUGGAUAAAUAUGGAAAAGGUGAUUGGCGAAGCAUUUCCCGGAACUUUGUGGUGA
This is a messenger RNA of Fraxinus pennsylvanica, 585 nucleotides long. Lineage: Eukaryota; Viridiplantae; Streptophyta; Magnoliopsida; Lamiales; Oleaceae. The record is from the annotation of a GenBank genome assembly.